GCAAAAGUACCGAGGUUCUAGAAGCUGACGUGGCGUAUGUUUGAGCGACAGCGUCACCGAGUCGCCCGAUUCUCCGCCCACCACUCAGACCGAUGCAGUGACUCUCGGAUGCCUACGACGCUGCCACCGUAUGCUGCUGCACAUAUUUGCUGACGCCACAUGUUGAGUGGAGGAGGAGGAGGAGGAGGCAUUCUGCAUUUGGUCUCCAUUUUAGGCCCACUUCUGUGCUGCUUUUUACUCUCACUGACACGCUGCUGGAUUCUGUGUAGUGUUCACAGGAUAUGCGUUAAUCCUGGUGCCUUGCAGGAUUCCUUGAUUCGCAAUGCUCAACCGUAUUCGUGAACUGUGCGGAUUUGUUCUUGCUGUGCAAGUGAAGAGAUUCUGUCUGGAAAUUUUCGUGUAAAGUUUCUCGGAGGUAUCGGUGGCGCUUCGAAUUUCGGAGAAAUUAUUGUAAGGAUCUGAUAAUGUCUUCAUGGGAGCAUUUUGGGCAAAUAGCCAAUGUGGCCCAACUGGCUGGUCUUGAUGCUGUUAGAUUGAUUGCCAUGAUAGUGAAGGCGGCAAACACAGCCCGAAUGCACAAGCAAAACUGCAUGCAGUUUGCGCAGCAUCUAAAGCUUAUAGGGAAUCUCUUGGAAUCACUCAAGAUUUCUGAGCUGAAAAAGUAUCCAGAAACUCGGGAGCCGUUGGAACAGCUUGAGGAUGCGUUGAGAAGGUCCUACAUUUUGGUUAAUAGUUGCAGGGAUAGGAGUUAUUUCUAUCUGCUUGCAAUGGGAUGGAACAUUGUAUAUCAGUUCAGGAGGGCUCAGGAUGAGAUUGAUCGAUAUUUGAAGAUUAUACCUCUGAUUGCACUUGUUGACAACACUCGUGUCAGGCAACGGCUUGACAUGAUUGAAAUGGAUAAAUAUGAGUAUACACUGGAUAAUGAAGACAAGAAGGUGCAAGAUGUGAUAAUGAAGCGGGAGCCCUCAAAACAUGACACCAUUGUUUUAACAAAAAACCUUUCGUGUUCCUACCCAAAUAUGCCUAUUAAAGAGGCCUUAAAAAAGGAGCGUGAGAAACUUCAACAAGAACUGAAACAUUCUCAAGCUAAUCUGGAUGUUCGGCAGUGUGAAGUGAUUCAUCAUCUGCUUGAAGUAACAGAAGCUGUUGCAGCAAGCUCUGUGCUAGAAAAAGGCUCACUAACUAAAGAAUCCAAGGUGGACCAGGCUUCUAAAGACAUAAAAGAUGAAGAAGGCUACCAUGCUGAAAACUAUGAUCAAAGCACUGAGAAACAGGAAGCUUUGGGGAACAAAUCAUCACUAUCAACUCAAGUUUCGCAUGAGGAAUGGCAUUCGGAUUUACUAGGCUGCUGUUCUGAACCACUUCUGUGUGUUAAAACGUUGUUUUGCCCGUGCACCACAUUUUCCAGAAUCGCCUCAGUGGCAAAGAAUAGAUACAUCUCUCCUGGGGAGGCCUGUAAUGAACUGAUGGCUUAUUCCUUAAUACUGUCGUGUUGCUGCUACACUUGUUGUAUCAGAAGAAAGCUCCGGAAAAUUUUCAACAUACCGGGUGGGUUUAUUGAUGAUUUUCUCUCCCAUCUAAUGUGCUGCUGCUGUGCCCUUGUCCAAGAAUGGCGAGAAAUUGAGAACCGGGAAGUUAAAGGUCCUUGGAAGACACAGACGAAUCCUCCACCAGUCCAAUACAUAGAAUACUAACUCAGGAAGCUGCAUAUAUAAUUAUAUAUAUAUAUAUAUUAUGUACGUAUGUAGCUACAGUGUUCAGAUCCUAUGCCUUGUGCAGGUAGGUAAAUUGAUUACUUUCUUGCUAUUUAGUUUCUUCCUGUUUUUUUUUUUUUUUUUUUUUUUGGUUUUAUUUCCCUUAGAUUUAUUGAUGAUGAGGAGUUUCUUUCUUAUCCCUUGUAAAUCCCCUUUUGAACAUCUGAAUCUUCAUUUUCAUGAUUCUCUGUUUGUUGUUUCUGCUACUGAUUUUUUUUUCGAGAAACAAACAUUGCUGACUCCUUUAUAUGUUAUUGACCCUAAGACAAUUUGCCCAGAUUUUGAGAGGCA
Messenger RNA from Andrographis paniculata, 2045 nucleotides. Its product is annotated as protein MID1-COMPLEMENTING ACTIVITY 1-like. The record is from RefSeq and is a predicted model, not a curated record. The transcript is spliced from 8 exons. The coding region runs from base 465 to 1694 and encodes 409 amino acids. Gene Ontology annotation, biological process: cell surface receptor signaling pathway. NCBI's taxonomy places the organism in Eukaryota, Viridiplantae, Streptophyta, Magnoliopsida, Lamiales, Acanthaceae.